This is a messenger RNA of Lycium barbarum (goji berry), 2292 nucleotides long. RefSeq lists its product as uncharacterized. NCBI's taxonomy places the organism in Eukaryota, Viridiplantae, Streptophyta, Magnoliopsida, Solanales, Solanaceae. Bases 369 to 1214 code for a protein of 281 amino acids. The record is from RefSeq and is a predicted model, not a curated record. The transcript is spliced from 6 exons.
GAAAGAAAAGAGAGGUUAUUUCCAAAUUCUACACACACUUCUGGAGGUUUAGUUCAGUCUCACUCAAGACCAAAGAAAAAUUUACUGUCUACUGUCUGACCAUUUACCGUAACAAACUAUACAAAAGCGCACAGAAAUCAUAUAGUAGCAUUUUGUAAAUGUAAAUUGUAAUCAUCUAAGCACGAUCUUUGUAUAUUUCUUUAAUCUAUAAUAUAAUUUUGCCCCCCAAAAGAUCAAGAGAAAAAAGGAUCUAGGAGGUCGCAUGGGCAAUUAAUGUACUACUAGUGUAAAAUCUAAAAUCCACAUAUCUCAAUUGAAAGCCAAUGCGAUUAGUGGGUUGACUCCAAUUUUCUGAGGGGAGAAGAAAGAUGAGGCAACCAUUAUUCUCUUUAAAAUUCGCCUUCUUCUUCUCUCUUUCACUCGCCGCUUCAUACACUGCCACUUGCACUUCCUAUCGCAUACUCAAACUACCCGUACCCAAGGCCUCAUGCUCCGAUUUGCUUGCUCUGUUGGGCCCACCUCAACAAGCCUUAUCUGUAAACUCUCAAGAGGCGCGCCAACUCCAAUCUUGCUUCAAAUUCCUCGUCCCUUUUUCUCCGGCUUCAAAUAGACGAUCGUUGAGUAAUGGAAGAAGGAGUAUAAGUGAAGAGAAUGAGCUUAUUUGGUGGCCCCCGGCCCCCGUGAUGGAGCUCGCUCGGCUUGCCGUUGAUUCUGGUGGUGAUACUGCCUCUAUUCAAAGGACUCUUGAUCCAACUGUCAUACCUGUUCCUGACAUUGAAGGAUCAAAGGAAGACAGAUGUGAACUUACUAGAACUCCUUAUGGGAGACUUUUUAUUAAUGAGGAGAUAAAUUCAUACCUUGAACUUUUGUUUGAAAUGAUUGUUGCUCGGGGACCUAGUGUAGGGCUGAAUGUAUCAUUGUCGCGCUUUGACUUCUUUCAUGGUCAUGUCUUUCUUGCGAGAGACUCUGGAAGGCUUGGGAUUUUGUUCCAUGCUAAGGAGUAUCCAGCAUAUGAUAAGGAAGUCUUCCCUUGCAACAUGGGCUACUGCCAAAUAGGAUCUAACGUCUCUUAUGAUGAUUCAAUGAAUUUGCGAAAUAUAUUGUGGCUAGCUCCAUUAGCUAGCAACUCCACAAAAGAAUGGUUAGCACCAGACACGUUGGUGGAGGGUCUUUCUAACUCCCAGGGGAGAUCAGUGAGGUGUCUUAUCGGAUAAAAAGACAUGGUAGACACCUCUAUCAAUUUGUCUAAUUGUCUUUCUGUGGUUGGCAAAAGUUUAGUCGUAAAGAACUUUGUGUUACUUUUUGACUUUGUGAACAAUCAAUGACGUCUUUAAUGACUUAGAGCCCCUGCUUGUUGGGUUCUAUGACAUUCACCUUUUUAUGUUGAGUUACACUUCAGUACUCUUGAGGGGGAGCGGUAGGUCAGCAGAGGCAAGUUCCGGGUUCAGUUGAAUGAGAGCAAAUGGUGAAGAUGGACAGUAUCAUAACGAAAAAGUUCUCAAUGUUAUUUGGGCUUCAAGUAAACCACUGUUCAAUUAGGUUAUAUUACCUAGUCGGAAAAGGGCCAAAAUUACCCUGAACUUUGGAAAAUAGUUCAUCCAUACCCUUCGUUAUACUUUAGGGCCAAUUAUACCCUUACCGUUAUACUAUGAGGUCAAUUAUACCCUUAUGUCUAACAGCUGCCACGUGACAUCAUCCCAGCCCUUCAAAAUUAUUUUCCCCUCAAAUAAUUUUUUACCCACUAAAAUAACCCAACCCGAUCCGAUCCGAAUUUUUUUUUUCCAGCCAAAGUGAUACGGACUCAACCCAUUACCCCUUGGCUAGAAAAAAAAUUUCGGGUCGGGUUGGGUUAUUUUAGUGGGUAAAAAAUAAUUUUGAAGGGUAUGUCACGUGGCAGCUGUUAGACAUAAGGGUAUAAUUGACCCCAUAGUAUAACGGUAAGGGUAUAAUUGAUCCUAAAGUAUAACGAAGGGUAUGGAUGAACUAUUUUCCAAAGUUCAGGGUAAUUUUGGCCCUUUUCCGUUACCUAGUUCAAGCUACCCAAAAAAAAAAAAAAGAUCUAAUUGGAUAACAAUUAACAUCCUGGUGAUCUGUAAGAAUGAUUAUCGAUGAUAAUCAGGAUUAGUUGGAAAAAGAUAGAGCGAUGAAACCGUUAUGGUUAAAAGUCUCCUGUUUACCUUGUGACUUCUGUUUUCGGAAAUUCAUGUUGACAGGAGUCCUAGUUGUCUUGGAUGCACAUCCAACUGGAAUCAUAUACAAGGACCUCAUACCCGAGUAUGUUCACAUUGCCAG